AUGUCAGCUACUUUACCGGCGUUUACUGAUUUGAAUGCUACUUGGACAUUUAUUCAACCAGGUUUAGAAUUUAUAUUAGGUGCUCAAAAUGAUCAAGGUGUUACUUCAACAAUGUAUAUGAAUUGUUAUACGGCAGUUUAUAAUUAUUGUGUUAAUAAAUCAAGACGUGGUUCAACUCCUCAAUCAAUUGCUCAAAAUUCAGAUAAUAAUUCUUAUUCAUUAGCUGGUGCUGAAAUUUAUCAGAAAUUAAAUGUAUACCUUUCACAAUAUAUUCAACAUUUAAAAAAAUUAUCAACCGAAUCAUUUUUAGAAUUUUAUGUUAGAAAAUGGACAAGAUUUACAAUCGGAGCUGUUUAUAUGAAUAAUAUUUUUGAUUAUAUGAAUCGUUAUUGGGUUCAAAAGGAAAGAUCAGAUGGUAGAAAGGAUGUAUUUGAUGUCAAUACUUUAAGUUUGAUUAAAUGGAGAGAUGAAAUGUUUAAUCCAAAUUGUGAAGUUUUAAUUGAACAAAUUUUGAACUUAAUUGAAAAGCAAAGAAAUAAUUUAAUUGUAGAUACAAAUUUAAUUUCAAGUUCAAUAAAAUCUUUAGUUUAUUUGAGUAUUGACCCUCAAGAUUUAAAAAAACCAAAUUUAAUAAUUUAUGUAAAUUCAUUUGAAAAACCAUUUUUAAAAGCUACUAUGGAUUAUUAUUCAAGAGAAAGUAGUGAAUUUUUAUUAAAUCAUAAUGUUGUUGAUUAUAUGAAAAAAUGUGAAACAAGAUUAGCAGAAGAAAUAUCAAGAUCAAAUAAUUAUUUAGAAGAACAUACAAAAAAACCUUUAUUAGAUGUAUUAAAUGGUGCAUUAAUUGAAAAACAUGCAAAUGAAAUGUAUGAUCAAUUUUUACAAUUACUAGAACAAAAUCAAAUUGGUCAUAUUCAAAGAAUGUAUAAAUUAUUAUCAAGAGUUCCAAAAACAUUAGAUCCAUUAGCUGAUACUUUAGAAAAUUAUAUUAAAAAAGAAGCUAAAAUUGCUUUAGAUGCAAUUAAAAAACAAACAAUGACAAAUAUUGAAGAUGACAAUAAAAAGAAAGGUAAUGGAACCGUUGAACCAAAAGUUUAUGUUAAUACAUUAAUUUCAAUCUACAAUCAAUUUAAUGAUAUAGUCAUUAAAGCUUUUAAUAAAGACACAAAAUUCAUUAGAUCAUUAGAUAAUGCAUGUCGGUAUUUUGUUAAUAAUAAUUCCAUAGCAACUCCAAAACCAAGAUCACCAUCCAAGACACCAGAAUUAUUAGCAAAAUAUGCCGAUGGUUUUCUUAAAUCAAGUGUUAAAGAAACUGAUUCAAUUGAUAUGAAUGCUGAUAAUUUAAUGGUUGUAUUCAAAUUUAUUAAUGAUAAAGAUACUUUUGAAGAACAUUAUCGUCGUUCGUUAGCUAAAAGAUUAAUUAAUGGUACAUGUAAAUCUGAUGAAUUGGAAGAAUCAGUUAUACAUCGAUUACAAGAAGAAAAUUCAAUUGAAUAUACUUCCAAAAUGACUAAAAUGUUUAGUGAUAUGAAAGCAUCAGAAGAUUUAAAAUUAAAAAUCAAGCAACAAAGUUCAAAUUCAACAAUUGUCAAAGAUUUUAAUCCAUUAGUUUUAGCUCAAUCAAUGUGGCCAUUUAGACAUGUAGCUGAUUAUGAUUUAAAAGUUGCUGAAGAAUUACAAGAACCAAUUGAAAAAUUAAAACAAGUUUAUAUUGAGCAACAUAGUGGUAGACAAUUACAAUGGUUAUGGAAUCAUGGUAGAGCAGAACUAAAAGCAAAUUUAUCAAGAAAAGGUAAACCUCCAUUUUCAUUUACAGUCUCAAAUAUUCAAUUGAUGAUUUUAAUUGCAUUUAAUAAACAAAAAUCAUAUAGUUCUAAAGAGCUUCAUGAAAUAGUAGGUACUAAAAAGGAAACAUUUGAAGCUCAUUUAUUACCAUUUACAAAAUUUAAAUUAAUUGAAACUUCAACUAAUGAAAUUAAUGAUGAUACAAUUUUUACAAUUGUUGAUGAAUAUAAAUCUAAGAAAUUAAAAGUUUCAUUUAUUUCAGCUAUAAAAUCAAAUGAAUCAAAAAUUGAAGAAGAUGAAGCAACUAAAGAAAUUGAUGAAGCAAGAAAAACUUAUUUACAAGCUUGUAUUGUUAGAAUUAUGAAAUCAAGAAAACAAAUGAAAAAUUCCGAGUUAAUUAAUGAAGUUAUGCCAUUGACAUUAUCUAGAUUUAAAGCUAAAGUUAUUGAUAUCAAAAGAGUCAUUGAUUUAUUAAUUGAAAAAGAAUAUUUGAAAAGAUUAGAUGAUAAUACUUUUGAAUAUAUAUCCUAG
Messenger RNA from Insectozyma verbasci, 2313 nucleotides. Lineage: Eukaryota; Fungi; Ascomycota; Pichiomycetes; Serinales; Debaryomycetaceae. The record is from the annotation of a GenBank genome assembly.